This is a messenger RNA of Exophiala oligosperma, 1728 nucleotides long. RefSeq lists its product as uncharacterized. The record is from RefSeq and is a predicted model, not a curated record. The coding region runs from base 197 to 1600 and encodes 467 amino acids. Gene Ontology annotation, biological process: transmembrane transport. Lineage: Eukaryota; Fungi; Ascomycota; Eurotiomycetes; Chaetothyriales; Herpotrichiellaceae. The transcript has a single exon. Gene Ontology annotation, cellular component: endoplasmic reticulum membrane; Golgi membrane. Gene Ontology annotation, molecular function: UDP-N-acetylglucosamine transmembrane transporter activity.
UGUGAUGGUGACAUAGAUAUGUCGAACUCCAUCUCUCGCCUGUAAGAUAGCCUUACACCACUCUCCUUGAAAUCGACAAAGGCUCUCGUGGCUGGAACGACGACAACAACAACCACCAUGGCACCCUCUUCUCGACGAUAGCCCUCUUACUCUCCCUUCACCCAUCACCCUGAACGUCUUUGGAAGAGAAACCACCAUGACCCGUCGUAAGGCCAAGAAGGUAGAAUCUCCCUCACAACAUCCAAACGGCUACAAUGGAGGUUACUUUGCCCUUGCAACAGUUUCCUCGCCGUCGAAAAAACAAGCACGAGCCGAGCCUGGUCAGUCUCUCGCACCCGCACCCGCACCCGCACCCAGCAGCACGACGUCGUCCCACCAAACCGUCUCGAUCCUCCUCUCCAUCUGGGCGCCGACGCUCGUCCUCAUCUUCGGCGGCUGCUGCUCCAACGUCUACACCCUGGAGUCCCUGAUCAAGACCUCGCCCUCCUCGGGUCCCCUGAUCACGGCGUUCCAAUUCCUCCUCGUCGCCCUCGCGACGCUCCCCCGGCACUUGUCCCUCUCGCGCGGCUGGCGCCACGCCUACCUCCGACCCCGGGCGAUCCCUCUGCGCAAAUGGCUCGUCUACACGGCCUACUUCCUCAGCAUCAACAUCCUCAACAACAUGGCGUUCAAGUACCGCAUCAGCAUCCCCCUGCACAUCAUCCUGCGGUCGGCGGGGCCCGUGACCACCAUGGCCGUGGGCCGCCUGUACGGGGGGAAGCACUACCCUUCGCACAAGGUGGUCGCGGUGUUUUUGCUGUUCGUCGGCGUGGUCCUGGCGGCCUUUGCGGACGCCGCGAGCAAAGAGGCCCACCACUCGUCCGACUUUGAGCAACCCACCGCCAGCGUACCCCAAACGAGCGCGACGGCGACGGCAGCAUCACAACAGGCGCCUGGAUUUGCACUCUUGGCCUCGGCCCUGAUCCUGUCGGCCUGCAUGGGUCUGUACACGGACAACAUGCACUCGGAGCACGGUCGCUCGAGCUCCGUCGCCUCCGAGACGCUCUUCUACAGCCACGCCAUGUCCCUCCCUUACUUUGCCAGCCAGGUGAAGCCGCUCAUGCGCGAGUUCGCCAGCGUCAAGGCCGCCGCCUUGACCGACUACGGAUACAACGCCGAGCACGUCACCGCUUUUCCAUUCUUGGAGACUCCAAACAAGACGACAACCACGGGCCCCGUGGGUCUUUUGGGCUCCCUCGUACCUUUGUUGUCCUCGUCACCCUCGAGUUGGUUGUUGGGUCUCUCACUCGCUCUGCACGUGCCCCGACCCGUGCUGCUCCUCGUCCUCAACGCCGCCACGCAGCUCCUCUGCAUCGUCGGCGUCAAUCGACUGUCGGCGCAGUCGUCGAGUUUGACCGUCAGCAUCGUCCUCAACAUUCGCAAACUCGCCAGUUUGCUUUUGAGUAUCUGGUUGUUCGGCAACCAACUGCCCAGCGGCGUCAUGGUAGGUGCCGCCAUCGUCUUUCUGGGCGGUGCACUGUACGCUAUGCCUACCGGAUCGGGAACUUCUUCAGGUUCAAAAACGAAAAAGGAGCAUGAUAUCAAAAAGAAAAACUUGUGAGAAAAAUCCACGAUACCACGACAAUGUUUACGUCUCUAAGACGAUACGGGACGAGACACCACCAACUACUGUAGAAUAAAGAAUACAAGGUAGACUAGAGUAGAGUAGACCGAAAAGAGAAAAGAAAG